Messenger RNA from Clunio marinus, 180 nucleotides. The record is from the annotation of a GenBank genome assembly. NCBI's taxonomy places the organism in Eukaryota, Metazoa, Arthropoda, Insecta, Diptera, Chironomidae.
AUGUUGAUGCUUGCUUUUGAACACUCAACAGAUGAUUCAACGUUCUGUUUAUUUAUUAAAUCAAUGAUCACGUGGAAGGUCUCAUCUAUUAAACAUGAAACCUGUGAAAUAAAAAGUAAAGGCAUUGAAACGAUUUCAAGUUCUUUAUUAGCAAAUGUAUUAUUAGCGAACAAGUUAUAA